This is a messenger RNA of Penicillium brasilianum, 2559 nucleotides long. Lineage: Eukaryota; Fungi; Ascomycota; Eurotiomycetes; Eurotiales; Aspergillaceae. The record is from the annotation of a GenBank genome assembly.
CUCCCUAUCUCACACUUCCCGCCUUCUGGCCAAGAGACUGGUACGUUUCGCGUUCGCUGAGUUUGCUAUUCAUCGGCGCAUUCCUCGUUUGUCUCCAUCCGUGCUGACCGCGCCUAGAAUCAGGACUUUCACAGCAUUGGUCGCCGUGUCCGGUUCCCUCAACACAACCAUGUCCAGCGAGUCGCCAUUGUCUACGCCCACGCAGAACGUGGUGCUGGACACCUCGAAGCUGUCCGCCUCCACCUCAUCCUCAGUUUGGGAUCGCAUCUCAAACUGGGUGUCGGAGAACAAGGCGGUUGUCUACACCAUUGCCGGUGUCGCCGUUGUCGUGACUGGCGCUGGUGUCGUCUACUACUUGUCCGACUCUAACAAGUCGAGCGCUUCAUCUACCCCCUCCAUCCCUAAGAAGAGCAAGAACCAACGACGGAAAGAAAAGAAGAAGGCCGAGGAAGAGAAGAAGACCAAGGCCGCCUCUGUCCAGGAAGAGCCUGCGGCCAAGAAGGCCGAGGAGCCUGCUGAAGAAUUGCCGGAGGUCGAUGAGGCCACCGUUGGCCAGCUUUCAGAGGAGACCCGCAAGGUAUACGCCGCCAAGCUGAAGGCCGCCGGUAACAAGGCUUACGGCUCCAAGGAUUACAACAGUGCCAUUGACCUGUACGGAAAAGCCAUCAUCUGCAAGCCCGAUCCCGUCUUCUACUCAAACCGCGCCGCCUGCUACAAUGUUCUGUCCGAGUGGGAAAAGGUUGUGGAGGACACUAGCGCCGCGAUCGCUAUGGACAGCGAGUAUGUGAAGGCUCUGAACCGGAGAGCCAUUGCGUACGAGCACCUUGGCAAGUUCAGCGAGGCUCUCCUCGACUUUACUGCCAGCUGCAUUAUCGACGGUUUCUCCAACGAUGUCAGCCGCAACUCCCUCGAGCGCCUGCUGAAGAAGGUUGCCGAGCAGAAGAGCAAGGCUAUCCUCGAUGCUCGCACCAAGAAGCUACCUAGCGCCACAUUUGUCUCCAACUACCUGCAGAGCUUCCGUUCCCAGGCACUUCCUGAGGGCCUGGAAGAGUCCGUUGAGCUGAGUGAGGAUUCUGGCAAGGCUCUGCUGCGCAAGGGUCUGAUUGCUAUGGACAAGAAGACCGGUGAUGGCUAUGAGGAGGCCGCUACUGCCUUCGAUAAGGCGCUCGAGGUUGGCGAUCUCGGUGAAUUCGAGGCUUUGGCUCUCAACAUGAAGGCCACUUUCACAUAUCUCGGCGGUAACGCCAGCGGUGCGUUGGAGGGUCUGAACAAGAGUGUCGAGCUCCAGCCUUCCCUCGUCCAGAGUUACAUCAAGCGCGCUAGCUUGCACCUUGAGCUUGGCAACAAGGAUGCUGCUGCGGAUGACUUCGAGCUCGCCAUCACUCACAACAAGGAUGACCCCGACAUCUAUUACCACCGCGCCCAGCUCCACUUCAUCCUGGGUGAGUUCGCUGAGGCCGCCAAGGACUACCAGAAGUCCAUCGACCUCGACCGUUCUUUCAUUUACUCUCACAUUCAGCUCGGUGUGACCCAGUACAAGAUGGGCUCCGUUGCCUCUGCCAUGGCCACUUUCCGCCGCUCGGUGAAGAACUUUGAGGAGGUCCCCGAUGUCUACAACUACUACGGCGAGCUGCUGCUCGACCAGCAGAACUACCCCGAGGCCAUUGAGAAGUUCGACAAGGCCGUUGAGAUGGAGAAGCUGAGCAAGCCCAUGGGUAUCAACGUUUUGCCCCUCAUCAAUAAGGCUCUGGCCCUUUUCCAGUGGAAGCAAGACUUCCAGGAAGCCGAGAACCUGUGCCAGAAGGCACUCAUCAUUGACCCCGAGUGCGAUAUCGCCGUUGGCACCAUGGCCCAGCUGCUCCUGCAGCAGGGUAAGGUCUCCCAGGCCCUCAAGUACUUCGAGCGGGCCGCCGAACUCGCUCGCACCGAGGCCGAGAUCAUCAACGCCAUCUCCUACGCCGAGGCCACCCGCACCCAGCUAGAGGUCCAGGAGAAGUACCCUCAGCUGGCUGCCCGCCUGAACGCCAUGGGUGCCAUGGGUGGAGCUCCCCCUGGCAUGUAAAAGCAAUAUGAUCGAUCGGUCUGGUUCUUUUUGCCUUUUCGGUUCGCGUGUUUCCCCAUCGUCGUCAUGCCUCCCAUCUUCCCUCUUCGUUCGCUUCGUUUCGUCGUUUCCUGGAUCCGGAGUCGGGUGCCUGUCUAAUUAGCCCCCCUUUCGAUUCCGGUCUUCGGUCUUUGGUCAGCUCCACGGGCAGUCCCGACCGGCGGUUUUUUCUCCUCCUUGUAUUUAGUAUCCCUCUGUCUCUUGACAUAUUCCCUCUCACCACCACCUUGGCGGUUCUUUUCUGUUUCAUCUUUUUUUCUUAUCCUUUUGUGUGGGGCACCGGGCAGAGAGACAUCCAAAGGCAUGCGAACCGGGAUGUUUGGGCCAGCACGGGGUCCAGGCCAACUUUUGCAUUGGGUUGGGGACAUGUGGCAAGUAAUCUAUGUACCAUAGAGGUGAAUGUGAUGUGACGUCUUUUGAGAUACCAACUUCGUAUCCAGAAUGUAAUGGUCGUGAAG